This is a messenger RNA of Brassicogethes aeneus, 566 nucleotides long. The record is from the annotation of a GenBank genome assembly. Lineage: Eukaryota; Metazoa; Arthropoda; Insecta; Coleoptera; Nitidulidae.
CUUAAAACUAACAUUCUAAGCAUCCAAACUAAGUGUGCCGACUUAAGCGCAUUCAUUUGUUCCGUAGAAAUUAAUUUGACUUAAAGUGACAGAUGAUUACAUAAACCCCUGUUUUCCAUUGAAUUUUGUUCGUAUUUUGUUGAAUUAACGAAUUAAUCAUGAAGUAUACGAAGAUCGUGGAGAAAAUCCCCAUGUCGGGCCUAAUCUUGGACAUAAAAGAUAUAAUGGCUGAUAAAGUAGUAGAAAAGGUGGGAAGGCCCAUGAAAUUCCCCUACACCUUCUCAGCCAAAGUGGCCCAAUUCCCAUACAAAUUUUACUUUAGCAACCAAUGGAUCUGGAAGUACUAUGCAGUUGCCAUGCUCGUCACUAUUCCAUUGUUCAAAUCCAUCAGUAAUCUUUCCAACUCCCCCGAAAACGUUGCUAAAUGGGCCGAAAUCCGCCGCAAGGAGGCCGCAGAACACCAUUAAAUUCAUUAAUUUUUAGUCUUAAUAGGAUGAUAAAACAGCAUUUUUGUUAUGUUAUUUAAUUAACUUCAAUAAUAAAGUGUAUAUAAGUUCCAAGAAUUA